Messenger RNA from Cryptomeria japonica (Japanese cedar), 885 nucleotides. Its product is annotated as small ribosomal subunit protein bS20c. Lineage: Eukaryota; Viridiplantae; Streptophyta; Pinopsida; Cupressales; Cupressaceae. Bases 77 to 601 code for a protein of 174 amino acids. Gene Ontology annotation, biological process: translation. The transcript has 3 exons. The record is from RefSeq and is a predicted model, not a curated record. Gene Ontology annotation, cellular component: small ribosomal subunit; ribosome. Gene Ontology annotation, molecular function: small ribosomal subunit rRNA binding; structural constituent of ribosome.
GUUAUUUGGUGAAAAUUUACAGAUAUAAUGGAUAAUAUCCGAUGAUAGGGGGAGAAGAGAGAACGCAGAUAAGAAAAUGGCUUCGUGCCUUUCACUCUCCUUUCGCACAGUGCCAUCUGCUCGUCUGCCGUCCUCCCCAUUAAAAAAUCCCAGCAAUGCAUUUCCCUCAUUCAAAAUUUCAACUUCUUCUUCACGAAAUGAGUUGUUUUCAGGUGCUUCUGUCAGGCCUCUUAAGAUCUUCUCCAGAAGGCCAGUUGUUGUCAUCGUUGCUGCAACUAAGAAACCCGACUCUGCGGAAAAGAGGCAUCGUCAAUCGGAGAAGAGACGGAUCUACCACAAAUCCCACAAGUCAGAGAUGAGGACCCGCAUGAAAAAGGUUCUAGUAGCUCUAGAAAAGCUCAGAAAAUCAAAAACAGCUAGUCGUGAGGAAGUCUUGCCAAUUGAGAAGCUAAUAGCAGAAGCUUAUUCAGCUAUUGAUAAAGCUAUCAGAGUUGGUGCCAUGCACAAGAAUACAGGAGCACACAGAAAGUCUCGCCUUGCUAGAAGAAAGAAAGCAGUAGAAAUUUUUCAUGGCUGGUAUAAACCAGAGGUAGCUGCAUAAGAAAUCAAAAUUAUUAGAGGCAUGAAAUGUGAACAUUCACUUUGUUGAAUGGGUUUUUGCUUUGUUUGACCUGAACAACUCUUUUUGUUCAUACGUGAGAGUUGCAAUAUUUGUCAUACCACCCUUAUUUUAUAUUGGCUGUUUGGUGUUCUCAUGAGGCAAGUUUGAGAAUUAACUUUAUAUUGUGAGUUGUUGCUAGUUGCUACAACCUCACAUUAUGCACAUUUUUCUGUGUCAUGAUUUUGAGUGAGGCAUAUAACUAAUGUUUAAAAACUUUACAUGUA